This is a messenger RNA of Mercurialis annua (annual mercury), 1243 nucleotides long. RefSeq names its product senescence-specific cysteine protease SAG39-like. Gene Ontology annotation, cellular component: lysosome. Lineage: Eukaryota; Viridiplantae; Streptophyta; Magnoliopsida; Malpighiales; Euphorbiaceae. The record is from RefSeq and is a predicted model, not a curated record. The transcript has 2 exons. The coding region runs from base 74 to 1108 and encodes 344 amino acids. Gene Ontology annotation, molecular function: cysteine-type endopeptidase activity.
AUAGAUAUCUAUCUCAACCUAAUCAAUAAUAAUCAACCCUACAAAAUCUCAACUGUAUUGCUCGGUUGAUAUAAUGGCUCUCCUUAUUCAAAGCAAGCUGGUCUUGAUCGCAGUGCUAUCCGUUACUCUCUGGGCUACGCUGUGCUUGUCGAGGUCGGUACAUGAAGAUUCCAUGGAGGUGAGUCAUGAAAUGUGGAUGAACCAGCAUGGCCGUGUCUACAAAGACAAUGCAGAGAAAGAGAAGCGGUUUCAGAUAUUCAAGCAGAAUGUCGAAUUCAUCGAGUCGUUUAACAAGGCUGGGACUAAGGCUUACAAGGUGGGAGUCAAUGCAUUUGCAGACUUAACUAAUGAUGAGUUUAAGAGCUCAAGAAAUGGAUAUAGAAGUUAUGCUAGCUAUGGGCCAUUGAUGGUGAGAUCAUCAUCGUCGUUUAGGUAUGAAAAUGUCACUGCAGCGCCUACUUCCAUGGAUUGGAGACAAAAAGGAGCGGUUACUCCCAUCAAAGACCAGGGCCAAUGUGGAUGUUGCUGGGCAUUUUCAGCCGUGGCAGCAAUGGAAGGCAUCACAAAACUCUCAACAGGAAAACUAAUCUCUCUAUCCGAACAAGAGCUAGUCGACUGCGACACAAGCGGCGAAGAUCAAGGUUGCGAAGGCGGUUUAAUGGACAACGCAUUUCAAUUCAUCAAACAAAACGGAGGACUAACCACCGAAGCCAAUUACCCAUACCAAGGAACAGAUAGCACCUGCAACUCGGGCAAGGCAAGUAACAACGCAGCCAAGAUCAAUGGUUACGAAGAUGUGCCAGCCAAUGAUGAAAACGCACUCCUAAAAGCCGUAACCAAGCAGCCAGUUUCGGUUGCCAUUGACGCUAGUGGCUCUGCAUUUCAGUUCUACUCCGGCGGAGUGUUUACCGGAGAUUGUGGAACGGAGCUGGACCAUGGUGUAACGGCGGUAGGGUAUGGAGAAAGUGAUGGGAGCAAGUUUUGGUUGGUGAAGAACUCGUGGGGAAGUUCAUGGGGUGAAGAUGGAUAUAUAAGAAUGCAGAGAGAUAUUGAUGCUAAAGAAGGUCUUUGUGGAAUUGCUAUGGAACCUUCUUAUCCAACUGCUUAGAACUUUCUAUAAAUGAUUUAAUUUGAAAAUGGUGUGUAAAAAUAUAAGUUGUUUCUUUCAUUUGGGUGUAAUUUUAUAUGUAAAGUUGUUGUAUUUGGUGUUUCUACUUAUGUAUAUAUGUAAAGGAAAAAUAUA